Messenger RNA from Lathyrus sativus (Indian pea), 873 nucleotides. Lineage: Eukaryota; Viridiplantae; Streptophyta; Magnoliopsida; Fabales; Fabaceae. The record is from the annotation of a GenBank genome assembly.
AUGGAAGCACUAUCUCUUUCCCUUCCCACAAUCACCGUUACCAAUUCCAAUCUCAACCACGUUUCUCUGAGCGCUGCUUCUAGUUAUGCCUCACUCUCUUCCUUACAACACCGUCCUUCUACCUCAACCACACUCUUCACUAGGAAGAAGAGUGUUGUUCGUGUACAAGCUGAGAAUGAAGAUUUUGAAUUGAAGCAAGUGAGGGAUAUGGCUGCUGCCAAGAAGAGAUGGGAAGCUUUGCUCAGGGAAGAAAAAAUUAAGAUUCUUACUCCAAGGGAAGCUGGGUAUGCAGUUCAGCUUUCAAACAAGCCCCUUCUUGAUGUUCGCCCCUCAAAUGAACACAACAAGGCAUGGGUGAAAGGUUCGACCUGGAUUCCAAUAUUCGAUGUCGAUGAUGGACUAGAUAUUGGAACUAUUCCCAGAAAAGUAACAAAUUUUGCUAUGGGCGGUUGGUGGAGUGGCAUGCCUACACUGUCUUUUGACAACUCGUUCUUACCCAAAGUUAUGGAGAAGUUCCCCAAAGAUGCAGAGUUAAUCGUUGCAUGCCAGAAGGGACUGAGAUCCUUAGCUGCAUGUGAACAACUGUACAAUGCUGGCUACAAAAACCUGUUCUGGGUUCAAGGAGGCUUCGAGGCUGCUGAAGAAGAGGAUCUUGUAGUGGAGGGUUCAGUGCCACUCAAGUUUGCUGGAAUUGGUGGUGUCUCAGAGUUCCUUGGUUGGACAGAUCAACAGCGAGCUGCUGCUGCCAAGGAAGGCUGGGGAUACAGAUUAAUGUUUUCUGCACGCCUGAUUGGACUAUUUCUUGUUGCCGAUGCAUUAUUUAUCGGUGCUCAGCAAGUUGGACGCUAUCUUCAGGAAAUCAGGACCCAUUGA